Molecule: messenger RNA, 8146 nt
Organism: Prinia subflava (tawny-flanked prinia)
Lineage: Eukaryota; Metazoa; Chordata; Aves; Passeriformes; Cisticolidae
Gene: CLEC16A
Product: C-type lectin domain containing 16A
Exons: 24
Coding region: 131-3367 (1078 amino acids)
Biological process (GO): endosome to lysosome transport; regulation of autophagosome maturation; endosomal transport
Cellular component (GO): late endosome; endolysosome membrane
Source: RefSeq, a predicted model, not a curated record
UGCGCAUGCGCCGUGCGCGCCGGUGCCGCCGCUGAGGCUCCGCGCCCGUCCCCGCCCGCCGCUCGCCCGCCCGCCCCGCGGGGCUAUGAGGCCGUAGGGCUGCGGGCCGGAGCAGCCCUCCGCCGCCAGCAUGUUCGGCCGCUCCCGCAGCUGGGUGGGCGGCGGGCACGGAAAGGCCGCCCGCAGCAUCCACUCCUUGGACCACCUCAAGUACAUGUAUCAUAUUUUGACUAAAAAUACAACAGUAACAGAUCACAACCGCAACCUGCUGGUGGAGACCAUUCGUUCCAUCACCGAGAUCCUGAUCUGGGGGGACCAGAAUGACAGCUCAGUGUUUGACUUUUUCCUGGAGAAGAACAUGUUUGUGUUCUUCCUGAACAUCCUGCGUCAGAAGUCUGGUCGUUAUGUGUGCGUGCAGCUGCUGCAGACUCUGAACAUCCUUUUUGAGAACAUCAGCCAUGAAACAUCCCUGUACUACCUGCUGUCUAAUAACUAUGUGAAUUCUAUCAUUGUCCACAAAUUUGACUUUUCUGAUGAGGAGAUCAUGGCCUAUUACAUAUCAUUUUUGAAAACUCUUUCCCUGAAACUCAAUAAUCAUACUGUACAUUUCUUUUAUAAUGAGCACACUAACGACUUUGCUUUGUACACUGAAGCUAUUAAGUUUUUUAACCACCCCGAAAGCAUGGUCAGGAUUGCUGUUAGGACUAUAACUUUAAAUGUCUACAAAGUGGACAACCAGCCUAUGCUGCAUUACAUUCGAGAUAAAACUGCAGUUCCUUAUUUCUCCAACCUGGUCUGGUUUAUUGGCAGCCACGUGAUAGAACUGGAUAACUGCGUGCAGACUGAUGAAGAGCACAGAAAUAGGGGCAAACUGAGUGACCUGGUAGCAGAACAUCUUGAUCAUCUGCAUUACCUUAAUGAUAUCCUUAUCAUUAACUGUGAAUUUUUAAAUGAUGUGCUGACAGACCACCUACUUAAUAGGCUCUUUCUUCCACUCUACGUGUAUUCAUUAGUAAAUCAAGACAAGGGUGGAGAGCGUCCGAAAAUAAGUCUCCAGGUUUCUCUCUAUCUUCUUUCUCAAGUUUUUCUCAUUAUACAUUAUGCUCCCUUGGUGAACUCCUUGGCUGAGGUUAUACUCAAUGGGGACCUCUCAGUGUUUUCUUCUAAGGUUGAGCAAGAUGUACAGAAAAAUUCAGCAAAGUCAAGUAUCAGAUGUUUCAUAAAACCCACAGAAACACUUGAGAGGUCUCUUGAAAUCAACAAACAGAAGGGGAAGAAGAGGAUGCAGAAAAGACCCAACUAUAAAAAUGUGGGUGAAGAAGAUGAAGAGGAGAGAGGAUCUGAAGAUAACCAAGAUGACCUUGAUAAAAGCAAAGGUACAGAAGCAAGUUCAAAGGGCGUAAGAACAAGCACUGAAAAUGAAGAAAUAGAGAUGGUAAUCAUGGAGAGAUGUAAGCUAUCAGAGCUGUCUAUCUCUGCUGUGACUGAACAGAAUACAACAGAUGAAGAAAAGAGUGCAGCUGCUUCUGGGAGUGAGAUGACAAACUGGAACAGGCCUUUUCUUGAUAUGGUCUAUAAUGCACUGGACUGUCCUGAGGAUGAUUACUAUGCCCUCUUUGUGCUCUGUCUUUUAUAUGCAAUGUCACACAACAAAGGACUUGACUCAGUCAAGCUGGAGAGAAUUCAACUUCCAGCUCAACAUGCUGAAGAAAGAAAUUCAUAUAAUCAUGUCCUUGCAGAAAGACUCAUCAGGAUAAUGAAUUAUGCUGCACAGCCAGAUGGAAAAAUUCGUUUAGCAACUUUAGAACUUGGCUGCCUGUUACUGAAGCAGCUUGUGUUUUCUAAAAACGGCAGGAUCAUAAAAAGUGUUCACCUUGAUUGUCUUGAGGGUGCAAGGGAGGAAAGUGUUCAUCUCCUUCGUCGUUUCUAUAAGGGAGAAGAAAUCUUUCUGGAUAUGUUUGAAGAUGAAUACCGGAGCAUGACAAUGAAACCCAUGAACGUAGAAUACUUGAUGAUGGAUGCCUCGAUCUUGCUGCCCCCAACGGGGACACCACUGACCGGGAUUGACUUUGUGAAAAGGUUGCCUUGCGGGGAUGUGGAAAGAACACGAAGAGCAAUCAGAGUUUUCUUUAUGCUCCGUUCGUUGUCACUGCACUUGCAGGGUGAGCUGGAAACUCAGUUACCACUCACGAGGGAGGGAGAUCUGAUAAAGGCAGAUGAUGUUCUGGAUUUGAAUAACAGUGAUCUGAUUGCUUGUACAGUCAUAACAAAGGAUGGGGGUCAAGUUCAACGAUUCCUGGCUGUGGAUAUUUACCAGAUGAGUUUGGUUGAACCAGAUAUUGCCAGACUUGGAUGGGGAGUAGUUAAGUUUGCAGGCCUUCUGCAGGAUAUGCAGGUGACCGGAGUGGAGGAUGACAGCAGAGCUCUGAACAUAAUCAUUCACAAGCCUGCCUCGAGCCCCCACUCAAAGCCCUUCCCGAUCCUGCAGGCCACGUUCAUCUUUGCGGAUCACAUCCGCUGCAUCAUCGCCAAGCAGCGCCUGGCCAAGGGCCGCAUCCAGGCCCGGCGCACCAAAAUGCAGAGGAUAGCAGCUCUCCUGGAUCUUCCUGUUCAGCCUUCAACUGAAGUUCUGGGUUUUGGACACAGCUCUGGAGCUGCAGCCCAGCACCUCCCGUUCAGAUUCUAUGACCAGUCCCGGCGUGGGAGCAGUGACCCAACAGUGCAGCGCUCUGUCUUUGCAUCUGUUGACAAAGUCCCGGGCUUUGCUGUUGCCCAGUGCAUAAAUCAGCACAAUCCAUCCCCGCUCUCGUCACCAUCCCCUUCCAGUGGCAGUGGCAGUACAGGGCGCUGUGACUCAGUGACUGCAAGCUCGACAUCCACUCCUUCUGCUGCACAGAGCCCAGCAGGUCUGGCAGGAAAGGACGCCGGCGGGUGUUUAGUCUGUCGGAGGCUGACAGUCACGGCGGACACUGGGUUUAGGCCUUCCAGCAGCAGCUGCAGCAGAAACUCCCGCCAUACCCACUCAGAUGAUGCUUCAGCUCCAGAGCAGCCUCUGAUGGCCGGUUCCGCUCACACGAUAUUGACUGAUGAAACUCUUGCAGCUGCUUCAAAGUGCAGCAAAACUGCUGUAAAGACCAGUGACAUGGAAACAGCCAACCUGUCUCCCAGCCUGAUUCCUGCCCAGCAGCCCACGAUUUCCCUGCUCACAGAUGACAACACGGACACGCUGAGCGUGGAGUCGCUCACGCUGGUGCCGCCGGUGGACCCACAGAGCAUUCGGACAUUCAGCUCUGUCCCUCAGGCCUCUCUGCAGCCUGGAGGUGAAGCUGACAAGGUGAAAGAGGUGGAGGAGGAAUGUUCUGACUAAAGCCACCAUGCAGACUGUAAUAAACAGUGAAGGAAGUGCAACCAAAUUGUGAUUUAUUUUUUCUCUGGGAGUGCAAACACUUCUGGAGGCCUGAGAGGCCUCAGGUCCACAUGAAGGGACCAACUGGUGACAGAGAAUGUCAGCAGCUUUUAGAGCCAACUUUGGAUACUCAGCAUAUCUGAACUGGAAAAGAGAGAAGAAACCCAAACUUUUGAAUCUGGAUCGGUUCUUUCCUACCAGUUUCUGUUAUACAAGAACAUGAACGUGUUUCAGAGGACCUACUGUCUUUCUAAUAGGAACUAAUUAAUUGUAAAAGGUCUACAGUGUUAUGGCAAAGUGAAGGGAUUUUUGGACACCCAGAAUCACAGUACUGCAUUACGUCUCUGAAACGAGAGACAUGCCAUUGACCAGAAAAAAUGAUAUAUUGUAGGACAGAGGUAAAACUUCCAUUUGAGUCAGGGUGUGUUUUUUCAGUUUGGUGUUUGGUUUGGGGUUUUUUUGUGGAGGAGGGGUUUUGGGCUUUUAUUUGGGGUUUUUUUUUGGUUGGUUGUUUUUGGUUUUUAAUCCUGAUUAUGUUCAUCUUUGGAGGUCUGCACAAUAUCAGCAGGCUUGGCCACAUUCAGUAUUGUCUUUGUAGGACUCCAGACUUAUAGAAAAAUACUAUAUUUUCCAUAUGUUAAUAUUUAUUUCAAGGUUUGAUUCAAAGUUAAAAUACAAUGCUUGUUCAAAUUAACAUAAGGGAUUUUUGAGACUACUUUAGUCUUUGCUUAGCUGCCUAGAGAGGAAUGUAAAAUAUUUUAAAAGAUUGCUAUAGCUUGUUUGUUCACUUCUGACAGUCAAAUUGCUACACAUCUGAGGAAUGGUGAGAUCCCUGCAACUGAAAGACAACUUCAAGAAGCAGACAGAAGCAGUUUUAAGAGGUUUUUCAAAGUUUUCAUAGUUAUUUAGGAAGAAGGUCACUGUAUCUAACUGAUAAUUCCUCUGCAAGUCUGAUCUUGAAAGGUAUUGUGUAAUUUUUUUUCCCUUUCUGGGAUAGUAUUCCAGUUAAACAGCAUUGCUUCAUAAAAGUGGUUCUGAGUUAACAUUACUUCCUAGAUCCUGACACCAGGUUGACAGAAAAGGUCAAGAUGUUGAUUAAAAUCGUUAGGAAUGUUCUUUGCUAAUUUGAUAUGUAAUUAACAUGAAAGGAGUUUAAGAUUUUUCAUCAGUUUCCAAGUAAGUUAAUUUAAAUUAAUAGUAAAAGUAGCAGGUUGUUAUUGCUGGUCUGUUCAUAACACUGAGUUGGCAGUUCCUCAGAGGACUGCUGUUCACUUGGUACUGAUUUCAGACACCACUGCAAUCUGUUUCCUCAUUCUGUCUCUACUGGCACUGAGUUCUUACCAAACAGGUGAAUUUGCAAAGUUUUUACCCACUUCCCAGUGCUUGUUGUACCAAGGGAAUACUUGAAGUGAUUUUUCAGUGGUUUAUAUAUAUCUGUAAAAGAGAUUGACAGGUACCACUUUUCUCACUUUUUGUCCUCUCCUUCAAAUAAUAAUUGAAUCUUUGCCACCUGGGUAUAUGAGGUCUCUGCUACUGAACACCAGUAUUUUUUUCCCCUUAUUAAUUUUUUCAUGAAGUUUUGAGUUAUAAUUUUCUGUGACUUCUACUUUCUCUCAAUUUGAAUUAACUGAUACUCUGACCGUUCCAGAGUGGCCCAAACUCUAAAUGAACUCAAGAGUAAGGUGUCCUCAGCACUGCAGUGGAUUUUGUAUGAAAGUCUGGCUUUACUGGAAUGAGAGCCUACUUUUUGGGUUUUUUGGUGUCAUGCUUAAGAUGAAUUUGCACUCAUGCAGUCACUGUUGCAGCUAAUGUGCAUGUACCUGUACGAGCCAAGACUUCAGGAGCAAUGUGGGUGCAAGGACCACAUGAACCUUUAUUAGCUGAACUGACCGCAGUCUACACUUUCUCUAAAAUGUUGCAGCAUUACACUGUAGUCUCAGUAAUAUUCUGAGGACCAUUAUAAAAAACGCCUCACUUUAUUUAAAAGCAUUUUAUGUUAGUUAUUAAGCUGAAAUUUGUGACCUAGAUUACACAAAAUACCAGUGUGCAGGCUGAGUUCCCUUAAAUAGAAUCCAUUUUAGACUAGAAAACCUUGAUCUGUAUUUAUCUCAUUUUAAUUUCAGUUCCAGCAAGAUUAGACCCAUGCACAAGGGGUCUCUUCAAUGCAUGUGCAUAAUCUCACCCCUGAGCUGCACUGCACAAGGAAUGGGGCAAAGGGGAAGAAAGGUGACUUUGUGCUUUUAAUUACUUUUGAGUGGUGUUUAAAUCUCAUGAUCACUUGUCUAGUGAGAGCUUCACAGGAAAUGACUGGCAUAGAUACUAUUGUUAGGGAAAUAAAGAAUAGGUCUGCUGUUCAUUUGCCCCAGCCCCCUCUGGGGGAAAAACCUGUCUGAGAUCCAACCUAAACCUGGCCCGACUCAGGAACAGCCAUUUCCUAAUGAAGCAGUAAGGUGUGAGUGGCUAUAAUUUCCACACUGCAGGUAUCUUGGAUUGAUUACUUCAGGUAAUCCAGGAAUUCACAAAUUGCCCUGGAAUUAAGUGUUGUUUCACUAGCAGUAAAAUCAACUUUGUUUGAAGACACAGGUAAGCUAUCAGACAAGCAGGUCAAACUGUGUGUAAGGAUGAAGCCAGUUCUAAGAGCAAACACUUCACUGACGUGCUGCUGUUGCUCUGGUGUAAUCAGUCACUUCACUGGGGAGACAGGGGGCUGCAGGAUGGCCUGAGGAGCAGUGGCACUGACCACCAGGGAGUGGCAGUCAGAAAACCCCCACCAACCUAAACAUCCUGCUCUUGUCUCCACUAACCAGCUGAAGGUAAACUGUAUUUAAAAGAGCAUUGCCCAGGCAGGCAGCUGCUAUCCGGGAAAAUAAAUGGUUUAGUCCUGUAGUUGGAUCAGAGAUCUGCAGAGACAUCAGCUGGGGGCAGGGAGAUCGAGGCCCUUUGCCUGCAAGGUAAUGAGUCUCCUUCUUUCAGACAGCCUAAUGUAGCCAUCUAAAUACAUGUUGAAAAUUCUCUUCUUAACUGCUGCUGUCCUUCUUCUUGAACGAGUUUUUUGGUGUCUGUGGUUCACCACCACUGCCCUCCCCUAGGAUAUCACUCACCUGGCCACUGCUCUUCUAUUAUCUAGCAGUCUUUGGAGAAGUUCUCCUGUGCUUGCCUGCUGUGUUUCUCUUGACCUUUCCCAACAUUUGCAGCAUGAAUUAGAAACAAAUAGAAUAGCUCUUCCCAUGUCCCGUUGGAUUCUGAAAAGCAGAGGGUGAUCCCUGCAGGGCUUGCUAGGGUGGGAUGUUUAUAGGGGUUGGGAGGGGAGUCGUGCUUGGGGGUUUUUCUGCUGCUCAGGACUUGAGCAGCAACAAAGACAUAGGAGAUGCAGUUCUUGACUGAGUCUCAAACAGAGGGUUCUUUCAUAUGGAAACAUAUUUUUAUAUUACAUUUGUACAGAAUUUUCCCUAUUUUGAUCUCCCAACAUUUUUAGAUUUGCACGUGGCUCAGAUUUGAUUUCUUUUGCAGGGUGUUAUAAAAUAUAUAUUUUGUGUUUGUUAAUGUAUUAUAAUUGUAAAACUAAAUUUUGAUUGUCUAAUAAAUGUGCACUGUGGUGGUAUCUGAUUUAUUGUUUUGCUAACUUGAAUUCAUUGGUUCUUAAUAUGAAAAGGAAAAACUUGUCAUUGUUGGGACUGUCUUGUUAGCAUAAAUGAAUGCGUGGAGUGCAUUUAUUUUAAAAGUAACUAAAAAUGGCUUCAGCAGGUAAUGACUAAGAAUAGUUGAUAACAAAAGAUAAAGUCCAGACUAGUUCACAUGAUGCUUUUAAGAUCAUAAUCUGAAGAUUCAUGAGAUUUUUUUUAUCUUGUUUCCCAUUACUUUUGGUUAUUGAUACUCAUACUAAAAUGAGUUUGACAGAGUAAUUGCAAUCUGGUCACUUCAGUAUGGAGGAGAAGAUCUGAGGGUUACUGUUUGGGUGUAUGUAAAGACUAAUUGUGGCAGAAGUAUUUAAAAUGAACAUGAAGAUAAUUUUUUUUAAGAUUGAGAAUAGAUUAAAUUGUGCAAAUUUAUAGACAGUUACAGUAUCUAGGAGCUUUGUUUUGCCCAGGAACAGCACUGAAUAUACAUUAUCACAACUUGAGUAAACCCUCUGGAAGCAUUAUACACUUUAAAAGGUAACUUUAGGCAUCUCUACCUGUGACUAGCUCUGUAUUUUUGUUGCGAACUUUUUCCUUUGUUUUUAGCUGUUUUGUAAGUUUGAUUGAUUGAUUUUAGUGCAAAGAGGGAGAAAUGUAUUUUUCUAGAAGAAUGAAUGUACCUGGAAUUUAAGCACUACAAAAAGCAUUUAAUGAACAUGGACUGUCCUAUGAAAUAUAUUUCAGUAAAGUUGUCUGAAAUGUAGUUCAUUUGAAAAAAAAACAGUCCUGAACAUGCACUUACAUUUAUGUGGAAAAAAGCCCAAACAUGGUGUGAAUUGAAUUCUGAAAUGUCUUUCUACGGGCAAUAAGUAUUAAUUAUUUAAUGUAAGUUAUGUUAGACAUUUGGAGUAAAUGUGAUAUGUUAAUUUAAAGAACAAUGUAACUAAGUGUCUGGGAAGAGUGGAAUUAGAAACUAUUGGUGUAUGUUUCUGAAAUCCAGACUUCUGAGUCUGUAUUUGCUGGCAUUGAUAAUUUGUCGUGGCUGUUGAAAACCUGGACAAGAGCAAGGAAUAGACCUUUCUUUGUAAAUGGAACUUGGCAAUAAAAAUGGUUACUAAGAAAA